AUGUCCGCACCACCAUUCAAGUUCCCACCAGCACCAGCCGACGACGACACCACCGCCAACAGCAACACCACCACCACCCUCCCUCUCCGCGCCCUCCUCAACGAAGGCGCCGCCACCGGCCACGAGCCACUCCAGAACAAGUACGCCACCCACCCACUCGUCAUGUUCGACAACAACCGUACCGCCGACAAGAACCUUGUCGGUGCCUGGUCCGCCCUCAUGAACCUGGGCCGCAAGGGCGACGCCGAGAAGAUCCGCAAAAUCGGCAACACCACUUUCGGCGAGAAGCAGUUCGAGGGUGCCAUCUCGACCGCCAUCACCCACGGUAGUGGAGAUCCGCCUGCUGAGGAGGAUGUUGCUGCUGCAGGAUUCGCACGUGUUGAGGUCGCCCCCGGCCUCGAGGAUCCAUCCGGCGACGACCGCGAGACGGCAAAGAAGUGCCUCGCCACCGCAGCUCGUGCAUUCGGCGAUCUGCGCCAGCAAGGCAUCGCGGAGAAGAUCGAUGUCGUUUUCAAGAGCGCGUUCGGCGAGAGCAUUGAGGAGUACUGGGUAUGA
This is a messenger RNA of Fulvia fulva, 555 nucleotides long. RefSeq lists its product as uncharacterized. The record is from RefSeq and is a predicted model, not a curated record. The transcript has 2 exons. NCBI's taxonomy places the organism in Eukaryota, Fungi, Ascomycota, Dothideomycetes, Mycosphaerellales, Mycosphaerellaceae. Bases 1 to 555 code for a protein of 184 amino acids.